CCCGGUGCGACGAACGCGACAACAACCUGCUAAUAUUAACCAUUAAAACUCCGCCCCGCCUCCCCCAGCACGAAGAGCCGAUGGACCUCUGAGGUCGCGCAUUCGAACACAUCACCGACCGCGGCAGGGCCACACUCUCGCUUAUUUCGUUCCGUCGGCGUGAACUGGAGUUUUGUCGCCGUGAACCAUGCUGGACCCGUCUUCCAGCGAAGACACCGACGGGGAGUCCGACCCAGAAGUUGUGCGGGAGGAUCCGAGGAAACCGUCCGCCUCCACAGCGGGGAGACGGGGGAACAACAGCAGCCGGACGGGCGGUCAGCAGCGACAGUCCCCUGCACCUGGAAGCGCCCCCGGCAAAGGUGCAAAAGACAGCAUCUCUGCACGUGAAGAUGAGGAGAGGAAGGAACAGGAACGGAUCAAGAGGGAGGAAGAGGAGAGGAAAAUUAAACUGCAGAUCUAUGUGUUCGUCCUGCGGUGCAUAGCCUACCCGUUCAACGCCAAACAGCCAACUGACAUGGCCCGACGGCAGCAAAAGGUGAACAAGCAGCAGCUGCAGGCAGUGAAGGAGCGCUUCCUGGCCUUCCUCAACGGGGAGACUCAGAUUGUUGCGGAUGAAGCUUUCUGCAACGCCGUGAGGAGCUACUGUGAGGGCUUCUUGAAGAGCGAGCGUGUUUCCCGGAUGCUUCAAACCGGCGGCUGCUCUGCCAACGACUUCCGCGAGGUCUUCAAGAAGAACAUUGAGCGGCGCAUUCGCAGCCUCCCGGAGAUUGACGGCUUGAGCAAAGAGACUGUACUGAGCUCCUGGAUUGCCAAGUAUGAUGCCAUCUACAGGGGAGACGAGGACAUGCGGCGUCAGACACAACGGGCCCACCUGAGUGCCGUGUCAGAGCUCAUCCUCAGUAAGGAGCAGCUGUAUGAAAUGUUCCAGCAGAUACUCGGCAUCCGAAAGUUCGAGCACCAGCUGCUAUAUAACGCCUGCCAGCUGGACAACGUAGAUGAGCAGGCAGCUCAGAUCCGCAGAGAGCUGGACGGCAGGUUACAACUCGCUGAGAAGAUUGCCAGGGAGAAGAGAUACCCAAAGUUUGUCUCUGCUGACAUGGAGGCUCUGUACGUGGAGGAGCUGCGUUCGUCAGUCAACCUGCUGAUGGCAAACCUUGAAAGUCUGCCAGUGUCCAAAGGUGGUCCAGAUUUCAAACAGAAGCUCAAACGCUCCUCUUUAAACAACUCCUUCCUGGACAUCGGAGACGAGGGGGACAUCCUGUCCAAAUCUGAUGUUGUGCUAUCCUUCACUCUGGAGAUUGUGAUCGUAGAGGUCCAGGGUCUGAAGUCUGUCGCUCCAAACCGCAUUGUUUACUGCACCAUGGAGGUGGAGGGAGGAGAGAAGCUGCAGACAGACCAAGCUGAAGCUGCCAGACCUCAGUGGGGGACUCAGGGGGACUUCACCACAACUCACCCCCUGCCCUCGGUCAAAAUAAAGAUGUUCACAGAGAGCACGGGGGUCCUGGCUCUGGAGGACAAGGAGCUGGGCCGGGUGGUCCUGAACCCAACCACCAAUGGACCAAAGCAGGCCGAGCUACACCGGAUGGUCGUCCCCAAGAACAGUCAUGACACUGAGCUGAAGAUCAAGCUGGCCGUCCGCAUGGACAAGCCGCCCAACAUGAAGCACAGCGGGUACCUGUAUGCUCUGGGACAGAGAGUCUGGAAACGCUGGAAAAAGAGAUAUUUUGUUCUCGUUCAGGUGAGUCAGUACACGUUCGCCAUGUGCAGCUACAGAGAGAAGAAAGCCGAGCCUCAGGAGCUGAUGCAGCUGGAGGGCUACACAGUGGACUACUGCGACCCUCAGCCAGGUCUGCAGGGAGGCAGGGUGUUUUUUAACGCGGUGAAGGAGGGUGACCUGGUGAUGUUUGCCUGUGACGAUGAGCCGGACCGGGUGCUGUGGGUCCAGGCCAUGUACCGGGCCACGGGACAGUCCUACAAACCAGUGCCACCGCUGCACAACAAGACCACAAACUGCAGAGGAGGAAUUCAGAAAGCAGCGUCCCCCAUCAGUCUGGAUCCGUCUCAGCGGCAGGGAGUGGAGGAGUUGAUCUCUGCAGCUCCGUGUCGCUUCGACCACGCCGCCCUGUUCACCAUUUUACAGAAACACACUCUGCAGCAUCGCAUGAGUGACUCCUUCUCCUGCCUGGGAUGGUUCAGUCCCGGUCAGGUGUUCGUCCUGGAUGAGUAUUGCGCACGGUACGGUGUCCGAGGCUGCCACCGUCACCUCAGCUACCUGAAGGGUCUGAUGGAUUAUUCCGAAAACAAUGCACUGGUGGACCCCACGCUACUGCACUACAGCUACGCCUUCUGCGUGUCCCACGUCCACGGAAACAGGCCGGAUGGGAUGGGUACGGUGGCCGUGGAUGAGAAGGAGCAGUUUGAGGCCAUCAGAUGUCGCCUGAUGCUUCUGCUGGAGAACCAGAUCACACAUUUUAGGUAUUGCUUUCCCUUUGGACGACCAGAUGGGGCCCUAAAGGCAACACUCUCUCUGCAGGAACGGGUUUUGAUGAAGGACAUCGCCACGCCUGUCCCUCCGGAGGACAUGAAGAAACUCAUGCAGAGGUGCCUGGAAAAAGCAGCUCGUAUCAACUACAGUCAACUGAUGGAAUACGCUCAGAUCAAGGUGGAUGCUGAGGCAGCUCCAGAGAAAAGAUUGGAGGACAUGAUGAGACUGGGGGAGCUCUGCAUCGAAGUCCUGCAGCAGAACGACGAGCAUCACUCCGAGGCUUUCUCGUGGUGGCCGGAGCUGAUGGCUGAACACGCUGAAACAUUUCUGUCGUUGUACAGAGCCGACAUGGACGGCGCUCUUCAGGUGCAGCCUGUCGACUCCUGGGACAGCUUCCCGUUAUUCCAGCUCCUUAACAACUUCCUGCGAACUGACCCUCACCUGUGUAACAGGACGUUCCACAAACACCUGCAGGAUCUGUUUGUCCCCCUGGUGGUGCGCUACAUCGACCUGAUGGAGUCGUCCAUUGCCCAGUCCAUCCACCGCGGCUUCGAACAGGAGACCUGGCAGUCUGUCAAGUCAUUAACGAACAAUCUAGCAAGUGUUCCUCUCCCCAAAGUCCCAAGCCUUCCGCUAACGCUGCCGCAGAUGCCCAGUUUCUCAGCUCCUGCCUGGAUGGGACCAUUGUGUGAGAACACUAACGGCGCAGCUACCUCUGAGGAUUUGUUCUGGAAGUUGGAUGCUCUGCAGAUGUUCGUGCUGGACCUCCACUGGCCAGAGCCCGAGUUUGCCGAACAUCUUGAGCAGAGACUCAAACUGAUGGCCAGCGACAUGAUGGAGGCCUGCGUCAAGAGAACAAAAUCAGCAUUUGAUGCCAAAAUGCAAAAAGCGAGUAAGUCGACAGACUUCCGGGUGCAGAUGUCGGUGUGCACCAUGUUCAAUGUACUGAUGGAUGCCAAGAAGCAGUGCUCCAAACUCUGCGUGCUGGACACCGGUCAGGAAAUUGACAAACAAUGGCAACAGUACCACUCCAAAAUCGAUGUUCUGAUUGACGAGGCGUUCAAAGACAUGAUUUCCUCCCUCGUCUCAAAGUUUGCCAGUGUUUUAGACGGCGUCCUCUCCAAGCUCUCCAGAUACGACGAAGGGACAUUCUUCUCGUCAAUCCUCUCUUUCACAAAACAAGGGAUGGAUCUGGCUGACACCUACAUCACCUUUGUGAGGCAGAACCAGGAUGUCCUCCGAGAUCGCGUCAAUGACGAGCUCUACAUCGAGGAGGUGUUCAUUCAAUGGUAUACUGGUUCCAUGAAGGCGGUGUGUGUUUGGUUGACUGACAGACUGGACCUGCAGCUCCACAUGUACCAGCUGAAAACACUCAUCAAGAUUGUGAAGAAGACUUACCGUGACUUCAGGCUGCAGGGCGUCCUGGAUAGCACACUUAACAACAAGAGCUACGAGACCAUCUACAACCGACUGACAGUGGAGGAAGCCACAGCAGCGGUCAAGGCAGGCGAUGGCCUGCAGGGUAUCAGCAUGAGAGACAGCGAUGAGGAGGACGACUAAAUACACACACACAUACACACACAGUCACGUUCCCUUCUCACACCCUGUUGCUACUUGAUCGUUACUCUCUAACAAAUCAGGACCUUCUAUCACAGUUAAUAAUACAUGUCCUCCACUUCACUUAACAGUUCCCGUGAAAAACUAAAACGGAGAGUGAAGCUGAAACUACAGUCAACUAGUGUCAUUUAAUACUAAUCCAUCUGAAGUUAACAAGCGUGCUAUGUUAUAGUACGACUUCAGUCUACUUAUUGAAUGAAAACUAAAACUGAUACUAAAGACAACAAAUAUUUAAAGAAAUAACUUUUUUUUAAAACCGAUAUUAAUGGCUGCUCAGCAAAACCAUUAUUAGCCCCUGGUACAGGUUAUGCUAUUGUUAGCUAGCAUGCGUUCUUUGUUAAUGCAUCUUCUACAGUGAACUCAUCAGUCUUGCUAGAUGAACACUAAAACAGAAACAAAGUUUCACAAACACUGUAAAAUAACACUGCAACGUCUAAACAAAUCAAAAACCACGUGAUGCAUUGUUAACAGCAGUGACUGCUCAUUAGGUAGCAUGCCAACAAUCUUUAGCUCACUCAUCAUCUACAGAUUUUCUUCACUCCAAUCCUUAGAAAAUAUAAGCCCAAAAUCUGGAGAAGAGACAGGAAUGGCUCCACAUCUGGGCAAUAAUAACUAUGCCAUUAUCAACAAUAGGGCAAUUUAAGCCAACAUUAGCUAUUAAAGCCAUGUGGUUAAUGCAUAAGUAAUAAUUGGAAGACCCAGACAUUGUCGACAAAUAUAAUUUUAAAACAUUACAAAAAAAGAACAUAAGCUGGCUGCCAAAACAACCACACAACAAGAGUAGUUAGGCUAAUGUUAGCUCAUGAGUCUUUGUGCUUCAAUUUUUUAACUUAAGUCUGAUCAGUUGAGGAGGAACGCUCAGGUAGUGACCCCCUUUACCCAACCUGUCACAUGCUCAUCACCCAGACACUGUUGUACAUGUGUUCAAAUGUACACAUGCAUGAGUUAGAAUAUACAACACAAAAGUAAGUCAAGGUGAGGCAUCUGAAAGACGCUCUGGAUGGCACUGAGACAAACCUUGUCCCCCCACCAUCACCUGCCAGACAGCAUUCCUUAAUGUGCAGCCAUACUCUGAUUGAUGUCACUUUAUAGAGUAAAGCUUAGCAAUCACCAGUUUUGUUUUUAUUCACAGUUAUUGUAGCUUAUUUUUUUAAAACUGUAAAGAGUUGUCAGCUCUGAAACCCCAGAGUCCAAGCAACUACAAAAACAGACAGAUUUAUUUUUAAUUUGACAGGAAUUGUAAGGUUCUAUCUGUUUUGGUCAAGCCACUGUCAUUUUCAUUUUCCUUUUCUUAACAAGCAAGCCAUCUUGGUUGUACAAAUAUGACUGUUGUUUCUGAAGUAGCAUGACAUUUUACAGCACCUCUAUAUUUGAGUUUGUUGUGGAUUGUUGGGUCAACAAAGCAUCAGAGUGCUAUUAUCAUCCUUGACUGUUUAAAACAAAUGUUGAUAAUUCAAUGUUAGUUUUUUUUCAACCAUGAUCACAAUUGUUCGAUAACCUUGAAAAAGUAGCAUAAAUUGACUAAAUUUAACAGAUCAGAAAACCAUUAUAGAUCAUUUGAUUUGUUGGUGAUUUAGUUUUUCUGUGAAUCUUACCUUGGCAUUGUCCUGAGGGUGCAGCUAGACGAAAGGUCAAGGAAUCAUAAAAAGAGAACGUUCAAUUUAUCAAAGAAUUUGGCCUGAAAAUGUCAUAGAAAUUCGCUCAUUAGAUGUGAUUUGAUUAGAUUAGAUUAGAUAUGUUUAGGUGAGAAGGUUCACCUGAAAGCAGUGAUGAUGAAAGACAGUCAGGAGGUCAUUAAGACUUAUCUUCUGGGGAUUACUCGGGACCAAUCACCAUAUUUGGGCCACAGCAGUACGCCUCUGUUCCCCCAUGAUCCUCUUUAAUGAAUAAUGGACUAAUCUAUGGCACACCAGAACCAAAGUUUUUGUGCUAGUGUGUCUUGUAGCGUUGCAGAAAGUAAGGUCAAGGUGAUAAAUGGAUUGUUUCUUUAUUUAACAUUUAUAUUUAAAUCCAACAAUGGAUCUUAGCUUUUGCUAACCUUCACCCUGGACUAUCUCUAAAAUUAGGCUAGUGUUUUAGUUGCCUAAUCCUACCCUUAUAAAUACACCGGAGAGCAAAGAGCAAGUGAAACAAUUAAACAGAUUGGGCAUAAACCAACAGUUUAUCAAGUAUAUCUAAACCAUUGUCAGUGAAGGCAGUUGGUAAAAGUCUAAGCAGAAUAUGGCUCUAUGAAAUCUGUUGUAUAUCUACAUUGGGCAGUUUGUCUAAUUCUACCGUUAGAUAUUUCAGGUAUUUUUUGUUCAACUGGGGAGAUUUAUUUCCAACUGGCAUGAUUGUUUGAUUGCAGAUGUUUCUUUACCAGUUGGACAUUAACCAUAUUGUAGUUGCCAAGAGUUGACAUUGUCAACUCACUUUUAAUAUUCAAAAACUUUGAGAUUGACCGAAUCAAGGAUUUUGCUCAAUUAUUAUGUUUAAUAUGUUUUUGUCUGGCAGUAGGGCAGUUUAGCUUUCAGGUACAAGAAUAAAUCAAACAGUAUUUAACAGCUGAAUGUUUGCUGUUCAGUGUCUUAGAUCUGCAGAAGAAUUGUUACAUCUCCAAGCUCAUGAAAUGUUGCUGCACUGCAAGAGUUUCUGAAUCUGAAGCUUAUGUAGCUCGAAAUGUCCCCACUGCUAAAUUAAGACUGGUGGCCUCAGGUGGUAAAAGCUGCAAAAAAAAAUCUAAGGCUCUGGGUUCAGUGAAAGAGUAAAUAAAUCAACACAAACAAACACAGAGUCUGCUACAUGAAGGUCUUCAAAUGUGUUGGAACUGAAAGUGAAAUAAUUGUACAGAAAUAUCACUACAUGUUGAUGUAGUUUUAGGUCUGCUGUCAUCUCGGUUCAUUGUGAUAUUUGCUGUUUGUGAAGAAUUCUAUUGAGUUGUAGAGUGGUAUGGUCAUACUGCCUAUGUACGUCAUAUCCGAUGUCGAUCAAAGUCUUAGAAACGUGCUAAUGAACUAAAAAAGUCAGAAGUUUUUUUAACAGGAUCAUCUCGGGAGAAUAUGGAUUUGUUCGUUUUUAGUUUUUUUUUAUCUGGUUACUGUCUCCUGAUCUGUUGUGAGCUGGACAAAGUAUCUUGUCUCUAUGCCGUCCGUCUGUUUGCGUGUUGUGUCAGUAUAGGCCUCAGAUCAACUGUGUGCAGCAACCAGACGUUUGUUUAAGCUGUCGGAUCCCGUGUGUGUCAGUGCAGUUCAGAAGGACAAAAAAUAAAGGACAAAAAUCUAUUAGAAGUAUAUUUAUAUUGUCUUAUUGUGCACCUGUUUUGUUCAGGUGUCUUAUCUAAGUGUCACUAUUAAAAGUGUUUUUAAAGCA
Messenger RNA from Scophthalmus maximus (turbot), 7450 nucleotides. It is a transcript of the gene cadps2, whose product is annotated as Ca++-dependent secretion activator 2. Lineage: Eukaryota; Metazoa; Chordata; Actinopteri; Pleuronectiformes; Scophthalmidae. The record is from RefSeq and is a predicted model, not a curated record. The transcript has 29 exons. Gene Ontology annotation, cellular component: glutamatergic synapse. Gene Ontology annotation, biological process: dense core granule exocytosis; synaptic vesicle exocytosis; positive regulation of exocytosis. The coding region runs from base 188 to 4045 and encodes 1285 amino acids.